GCAUAGUGCUCGGAAGCUGCGACGCUGAGUUUCACUCCGGCUGCGACUCCCGCUUGGAGUGGGAGUCCCAGCCGGAGCUUUACUCAGGCCGGAUCAGAGCUGCAGACCGAGCGCGGCGGUACCCUCAGCCUGUUACCUCGGCCUCCUUGGUCUCGGGUGCGGGUUCCGCUCCGCUCGGCGUCCAGGUGGAGGACUCACCGGGCCAGGGGAUGUACUUUAGAAGAGUUUGCCUCCCAACUCUGCUUCUCUCCUCUCAAAUGGGGUCCGCCUUGCCGGAAGCUGCUAUCGUCUGAGGUCCUGGGUCAUUUGGAGGGGAUUCCUACGCUGCAGUCUGGCCUCUGAAGUCCUGUUAGGCCUUUCUGGGAAAGGCUCCGAUUGUUUUAUGCACCCCCUUGAUUGUUGAGUGGCCUGAGAAAGACUAUCAUACCUUCUGCUCUGCCCAGGGUGUUGGAAAAUAAAUCUGGUAAUUUCCAGUCCCCAGCCACAGCACACAGAUCCAACAUCUGUGCACUCGUUUUCACUCACUGCUUGCUGUUUUUCAAUUUAAAACCUGAUCAUCUUCUCGUUGGCAAAGAUGGGAACUUAAACAAGUUAUUCCUCCCAAGGAUCUGGUGUCUGCAUCGGAAGGGAUGGUUUGUUGCCAGCUUUCUGGAGAGACAAGGUCUACAGGAGGCCUCGGGCGAUGAACCCAAGCCUGCGGUCAAGAGUAGUGUGAAGCCGUCUGGGCAAGCGGAGAGAGUCCUGGGGAAGAUGGCCAUGGCCCCAGUCCCUUCCCUGGCGCAGGUGUACCCUAGCCCUGUGGCAGUGGCUGUGUGGGAAUGGCAGGAUGGGCUGAGCACCUGGCACCCCUAUAGUGCCACUGUGUGCAGCUACAUUGAGCAGCAGUUUGUCCAGCAGAAGGGCCAGCGCUUCGGGCUGGGCAGCCUGGCGCACAGCAUCCCCUUAGGCCAGGCUGACCCCUCGCUGGCCCCAUACAUCAUUGACCUCCCCAGCUGGACCCAGUUCCGCCAGGACACUGGUACCAUGCGGGCUGUGCGUAGACACCUGUUCCCGCAGCAUUCAGCCCCAGGCCAGGGUAUCACCUGGGAGUGGCUGGGCGAUGACGGCUCUUGGACGGCCUAUGAAGCCAGUGUCUGUGACUAUCUGGAGCAGCAGAUGGCCAGGGGCAUCCAGCUUGUGGACUUGGCUCCCCUGGGGUACAACUACACUGUCAACUAUGCCACCCACACGCAAACCAACAAGACUUCCAGCUUUUGCCGGAACGUGCGGCGCCAAGUAGGGCCACCUUACCCAGUGACCACUGUCAUCGCUCCACCAGGCCACUUGGGAGUCGCCUGCUCUUGCCAACAGUGCCUCCAUGGCAGUGGAACUGGCCCUGUGUCAGGCCGCUACCGCCACUCCAUGACCAACCUUCCUGCAUACCCCAUCCCCCAAGCCUCCCACAGGACUGCCGUCGUCUUUGGGGCUCACCAGGCCUUUGCCCCAUACAACAAACCUUCGCUCUCUGGGGCCAGAUCUGCACCGAGGCUCAAUGCCACCAACCCCUGGGGUGGGGCCCCUUCCGCCCUGGGGAGCCAGCCCUUCUUCCGCUCCAGCCUGUCCCACCUGGGACCACAGCUCCUGGUCCCUGGACCGUCCACUUCCGGUGGAGCCAGUGCCUCCCUCCCCAGCGGUCCCUCCAGCAGCCUUGGGAUCGUUCCUGCCACUGUGCCCGUGCAGAUGUCAAAGCCCAGCAAGGUCCAGCAAGCGCUCGCAGGCAUGACGAGUGUGCUGAUGUCAGCCAUUGGACUCCCCGUGUGUCUUAGCCGCGCACCCCAGCCCGCCAGCCCUCCCGCCUCCCGCCUGGCCUCUAAAAGUCACAGCUCAGUUAAGAAACUAAGGAAAAUGUCCGUGAAAGGGGGGGCUCCAAAGCUGGAGCCAGAACAGGUGAUCAGAACCUACACUGAAGAGCUGAAGACACCCCCGGAUGAGGACUGCAUGAUCUGCAUGGAGAAGCUGUCUGUGGUUUCUGGGUACAGUGACGUGACUGACAGCAAGACCCUUGGGCCUGUGGCCGUGGGCCGCCUCGCCAAGUGCAGCCAUGCCUUCCACCUACUGUGCCUGCUGGCCAUGUACUCCAAUGGGACCAAGGACGGCAGUCUGCAGUGUCCCUCCUGCAAAACCAUCUAUGGGGAGAAGACUGGCACCCAGCCCCGGGGGAAGAUGGAGGUGUUCAGGUUCCAGGUGUCACUGCCUGGCCAUGAGGACUGCGGGACGAUACUCAUAGUUUACAGCAUUCCCCACGGCAUCCAGGGCCCUGAGCACCCCAACCCUGGGAAGCCAUUCACCGCCAGAGGGUUCCCCCGCCAGUGCUACCUCCCAGACAACGCCCAGGGCCGCAAGGUCCUAGAGCUCCUGAAGGUGGCCUGGAAGAGACGACUCAUCUUCACCGUCGGGACAUCCAGCACCACGGGGGAGACAGACACAGUGGUGUGGAACGAGAUCCACCACAAGACAGAGAUGGACCGCAAUGUGACGGGCCAUGGCUACCCUGACCCCAACUACCUGCAGAACGUGCUGGCUGAACUGGCCGCGCAGGGAGUGACCGAGAACUGCCUGGAGCAGCAGUGA
Molecule: messenger RNA, 2610 nt
Organism: Heterocephalus glaber (naked mole-rat)
Lineage: Eukaryota; Metazoa; Chordata; Mammalia; Rodentia; Bathyergidae
Source: RefSeq, a predicted model, not a curated record